GAGGUCCACGGCGAGGCUCCCGCUUCCUCCAGGAGAAGAGCAGCGUGUUGUGGAAGGUGCGCCGCGGCCGCGCCGUGGACUCGGACGGCGGCCGAGGCGAAGUGCGUGCUGCAAUCCUCAAAGCCACCAUUGCCCCCUCUGACCGUCCCGCGUGCCUGUAGCCCGGCACUGUGCCUUCAACUGGGGGGCAGCAGUCCCAGCCCCUCCGCCGCCUCUGUGCUCCUGCUCCUCCAUCCAGACCUUCAGUUGGAGGCCCAAUGAGGAAGCUAAGGAGGACAGGGGGAGGGCAGUGCUGCAAGGACCUGGCAGGUCUGAGGCAUCAGGGGAAUUCCAGCCAGUCUUCCGGGUGCCCAGAAGCACCUCGUCCCUGUGCAGUUGGGGAGCCAGCAGGACAUUCUACCACACGCUGCUGACUCCAGAAGCCCAGGACCUGAGACCACAGCCCACAGCCAUGGUGGGCCCUAGGCACCCAGUGUCAGUACGGGCAGCAGCUCUGGUGCAGAUAGAGAAGCUCCAAAUGUUCGCCUUCUCUGUGUGCUGGUCGGAUGACAGCAACACCUUGGUGCGGAGAAGCUGGGACGAAUUUAGGAGGCUCCAUAAGAUCCUCAAGGAGACCUUCCCGGUGGAGGCAGGCCUGCUGCGGAGAUCCGACCGAGUUCUCCCCAAACUUCCGGACGCAUCUCCAUCACUGUUGGCGCGUGGGGGGCGCACAGGCCGCGGCCUGGCGCGCCUGCGGUUGCUGGAGACCUAUUCUCGGGCGCUGCUAGAGGCAGAGCGAGUAUCCAGGGGGCCGGCGCUCAUCGCCUUCUUUGAGCCGCAGCUCCAGGACCUGGAGCCUUCACUACCGCCUGGCAGCCUGGUGAUCUUGCCCGUCCUGGAAGAGCCCCCACCCCGCCCUGUGGGCAGUCUUGCCAUAGGCAGCCUGAAGGCUCUGAGCCUGCACUGUCUGCAGCCCUUCAGUACCCAGGAUACACGGGGCCAACCCUUCCAUGCGCAGGCCCAGGAGGCCCUAGACGUGCUGCUGCGACACCCCUCAGGUUGGUGGCUGGUGGCUAAUGAAGACCAGCAGACGGCAUGGUUUCCUGCUCCCUAUUUGGAGGAGGUGGCCCUGGGCCAAGGACAAGAUGGGAGACAGCCCUUCGGGAGUAGCGGCUCCCAGUUCUGUGCUUCCCAAGCCUAUGAAGGCAGCCAGGCCGACGAGCUGUCAGUGCCUGCGGGGGCAAGAGUGCGCGUGCUGGAAAUGUCGGACCGAGGCUGGUGGCUGUGCAGGUUCGGUGGCCGCACAGGUCUUCUCCCCUCUGUGUUACUGCAGCCAGAUGGGCUAGGCAUGCUCCUGGAUGGGACAGGGCUCCAUUCUGGGGCAGAGGGUGGAGAGAACAGGGCGGGGGAGGCCCAAAGCUCCCCUGAGUCCCCCCAGGUCAUGACACUUCCUCCUACUGUGCCAGCCCGCCCCCUGCUGAGUGCCAUUCAGAACCGCUGCUGCACUAUCACCCGUAGGGCACUGGGGAGGGACCCACGGAGUCAGGGACAGCCUUGAGGGUGUGUGGAACCACAUGGAGAGAGUGCUGUGUACCUCCCCGCCCCCAGGGCAGGGGGAGGUGUGUUUGAGGGUGGGACUCUGGCUGGCAGGGCCAGGAAGCUACACUCUCCCGUUUCCUCUGAGAAAAGUUCUGAUUAACCCACACUCAGCGUCCACGCUGAGGGGCAGGGCCUGUUGGAUUGCACAGGCCAAGGCACAGGGAUGAUGUCUGGCCAAGGUUGUAGCCUGGGACCUGGGGUGAGACAAAAGCCUAACAGACACAGGGAACUGGGAUAAAACCUUCUGGUGUUUCAACAAAAAACAAAAAUAAAAAACAACA
Eptesicus fuscus (big brown bat) is the source of this 1859-nucleotide messenger RNA. It is a transcript of the gene NOXO1, whose product is annotated as NADPH oxidase organizer 1. The transcript has 9 exons. The record is from RefSeq and is a predicted model, not a curated record. NCBI's taxonomy places the organism in Eukaryota, Metazoa, Chordata, Mammalia, Chiroptera, Vespertilionidae. Gene Ontology annotation, biological process: superoxide anion generation. The coding region runs from base 452 to 1537 and encodes 361 amino acids. Gene Ontology annotation, molecular function: protein binding; superoxide-generating NADPH oxidase activator activity; phosphatidylinositol binding.